Molecule: messenger RNA, 3701 nt
Organism: Heterobilharzia americana
Lineage: Eukaryota; Metazoa; Platyhelminthes; Trematoda; Strigeidida; Schistosomatidae
Source: the annotation of a GenBank genome assembly
AUGACUGAAACAGCGCAUACUUCCGAUUCAGAAAUGGAUGAUCCAAAUAAAAUUACAGAUGCUGCAUCAUGUCUGGAUUAUUUAAAGCGUAGAGAAGUAUUCCUUUAUAAAAUGAUGAAUGAUCCUAGUCAUAAAGCAAUGUUAUACUUUCUUGAAGUAUUAAUGAAUUCUGAUAGUCCUAUAACAGUUGAUCAAUUAGCAGCACGUUUUUCACAUAAAUCCUUUAGUAUAGAAAUGCGUGAAGCAUGUGGUGGAGGAAGUGCUGAUGGUUUACGUGAAUUUCUUCUACGUUAUCCAUCUUUAUUUAAUGUGAAACCAAAUGGACAAGUUACAUCAGUUGCUAUUGAACUACCUGGAUUGGAUUCAAAUUUUGAUAGUUUAUCUGAUCAAGAAAGUUGUUCCAUGAAAGAGAAUUGUCAAAAAUCAAUCAAUGAUAAUCUAUCAGAUAAUUCAACUUCAUUUCGAAAUCAUCCUGCCAACACUUCAGCUUAUUCUUCAAAGACAUGCCCAGUAACAAGUCUACAGAAAGAUUAUUCAUACAAUAAUAAUAAUAAUAAUCGUUUCCAGACUAACAGUGCUAGUUGUUUGUCGUUAACAUCUUCUCAAUCGGUCACUUCAUUGAAUGGAUCAUUGAAUUGUGCUCAGAGUUCAAUUGAUCAUAUAUUUGGACGUAAAAAGCCUUCAAGUAAUUUCAUCAAUAAUAACAAUGUAACAACUAACAAUACAACUAAUGAUAACAACAAUAACCCAACUGUACGUGGUUUAUCAUCGACAAAUCCUUCAACAGUGAGAACAAAAUCUUCGAAUAUAUAUCAACCACCACAACUACGCAACUUAGAGCAUACAUCACAGAUGGUUGUGACACCAACUUGUGAAUUAUGCUCUUCAAACACUACUAACCAUCGUAAUAAUAACAGUAAUAAUAAUUCUAUGCCAGUUAAUCAUCAUGAAAUAUCUACUAUGCCAAGUGGAACAUGUGUACAUUGUCCAUUGUUAGAACUGACAUGUCAUCAUACACAUCAUUGUACCACUGCACAUCAUCAUACUUCAACUCAUUGUCAUUGUACAUCAACUCCUUUGGUUCCACCGACUACACCAUCUUUUCAUCAUUAUCAUCAUCCUGUUCAUCAUAUACCAGCACAAACCACCUUAAGAUCACCACCGAUCUUGUUGCCUAAUUGUUAUACUCUACCACCAAUGGAGAAAUUAUUACUGGAGAAACGUUGGGUACCGAUAAAAAGUUUAGCUGGUCAUUUAUCACAAGCAACUCCAGAGGUACGAGCUAUAGUCGGUCCUCAAUUAGAAUUUCGACGCUUUCUACUCAAGCAUCCACAUGUUUUUGAAGUACAAGGUGACUUAGUUAGUGUAAAGGAUCCAUUCAGUGGAGGGUUUGCUUUGAAACGAUCACGUGAUCGUCUAUCAGCUGUUCACGCAAGUCAUUCGUCAACAAAUAUAUCGAAUACAACACAAGGUUAUCUACCACGUAAUAUUUCUUAUGAGAGAAAUCCUCGGCCAAAGUCACUAAUAUUGCCAAAUAUGAUGAAUUUUGGACAUUUAUCGAAUUUCUCUGAUCUUAGCAGUUAUUAUACCCCAUCAUCAAUACAACGUUCAAGUAAUACCAGUAAUUAUCAUCGUCGAUCAGCACAUUUUAUUAUUGAUAGUUCUGUAAAUAAUCCACCGAUUAAAUCAAUAAUUCAAUCAGAAAGUUUCAAUUCAGCGCCAACAACACCUACUAGUUCAAAUCCAAUAUUAUGUAAUGCUAAUCGUGGUAAUCAGACAGAGAAAUCAAUAGUUGAAAAAUUGACUAAUAAUACCAAUAAUCAUAAUCAUCAUAAUGGUGUCAGUUCAUCAACAAUAACUACUGAAUAUGAUACAUCUAUAUUGACAAAUUCUUUACCAAGUAUUACAUCGAAUACUACAGUGAAUAGUUUAAGUUUAACUAUGUCGGCAAAUGAAUAUCGUGCAAUUAUGUUUUUACGUAAAGUAUUAGAUAAACAAGGUGGUGCUAUUGGUCAAACUGGUUUAAGUCUUCAUGAUUUAAUGCAAUUUUUGUCAAAUAAAGCACCUGAAACAGUACAAACAACUAUUGGUUGGACAAAAAUUGAAUUAGAAGAAUUUUUAUGUGAACAUAAAUUAUUUUUUGAAUUGAAAUCAAUUGAUCCCGAUUCAAGUUUACAUCAUUCAUCUAGUCAUAAUAAUAAUAAUAACAAUAAUAAUAAUAAUAUUGAUGAUGUCCAAAAUGAAGUGAAACAGAAUCAAUUAAUGAAUAAAUCGAAAUUAGAAGAGAAUAUCACUGUUUGUAAUCGACGUUUAAAUCGUAUGAUUAAUAUUAUUAUUACUGCAUCAAGAUUAAAUGAUUUGAAUAGUGUUAGAACAUUGACAAAUCGUUGUGGAAGAAUAUUUCAUGUAGCAAAAUUAUGGGGAAUUAUUGAUUUAGGUAAACAUGAACAUGUCUUCUUUGAUAAAUCAAUAUUUCGUCAUGUAGAUGAUUUACAAAAACACUUCAAAGUGGAUGAACUUUUAUACUUCAAUGCGGUUCUUGCACCGAAAGAAUCACGUGCCAAAUGGCGUGCCACUCAUGUAUGGAAAGAAUGUGAUCGUGAAAAUGUGGAAAAGUUUGGAGCACUAUCUAGGAUGAAUACAAUGCAUAUGAAAAAGGUGAAUAUAUCUAAUGGACAUCGGAAUACUUUGCAUAGUACACAUAGUUCAUAUGAACUGGAUACUGAAAGACGUAAUGGUGUUUAUCAGAAUUAUAAAAAUACAAAGUUUAGAUCACGUGAUAUUGGUAUUAGUACUAUGAAUGAUACUGGGAAUAUCGGUGAAAAUAAUAGCAAUAUUGCUGAUGGUGAUGAUACAGAGGUGGAAGAGGAGAUUGAAGACUAUGUUGUGGAGAAUAGUACAUGUAAAGACAAAGAAUUGUCUAGAUCACAUCAAAAUCAUCAUUUAGAUAAUGACUCUGACUCAGAGUAUGGUUUAGACGGAGAUGAAGAGGUUGAUGAAACCGAAGAACCACUUAUUUCACCGAUAGCUCAUGAAGAAGGCUUACAUUUACCAAUUGAUAUCAAGUUCAUAGCUGAUGAAGUCGAAGAAGAAAUGGAACGUGUAAUUAAUAUUCAUUUAAAAUCAAGCAAUAAUAAAGAUGAGACAAGAAAUCUACCGAAUUCUAAAUCUUCAUGCUUUGAAGUAUGUGAUUCAAGUCAUUCAGCAGAACUUAGUCAUCAGACACAUUCAGAACCAUGUCGUAUAAAGAAUAAUAACAGUAAGACUAGCAAUACCCAUGAACGACACUAUAGUCUGGUUACUUCAUCCACUGGUCAAACAGAAUUGAUACGACACAGAACAAAUCUUUCAUCAAAAGAUGACAGUGGGACAUCAAGUUCAUUAUCUGAAAUGAAUGCUGUAUCUAUUGCUGUUCAAACAGUGUCUACAGGUGAUAUAAUGGCAACUCAACUUUAUCAUGAUAAUAAACAAUAAAUUCAAACAAAAUUCCCGCCAAAAUUUGAAUUUAUAAACAUUUAUCUUUUUACCCCAUUCAAACAAACACUAAUCAUUACAAUAUAUAGAAAACGGUAUAAAAAAAAACAAACGAACACUUUUAUCUUCAUUUAAUCGUCAGCAGAAAACAGUAAUGAAGUUAAUUAUUAGUAAGGAUAGUUUCUUCAAGAGAGAAACUAUUAGAAAAUCCAAUUUAUCCUACUUCC